AUGUCCGGUAGCCCCACGUAUCAUGUCAACUCCGAGGAGAUAUGCCGCCUUGUGAGAGAGGCUAUUUCAGAUAGCAUGCCUGCAAUCUUGAACGCAGUCCUUGCCAGAGUUCAGGGCACUGGACCGCCUCUUCACUCGGAGCCAUCGCGCCAAACAGAGUCACUCCAGCCCCCUGAGGACAAUGGCCCCUCUCGCCAGUCCCCCUCGCCCGGGACUUCGACUUCGUUGAUGCCCUCAUCAAAGAAGUCCGCGUCGAAGAAACCCGCCGUAGUGAACUUCACAAUGACCGUCAAGGUUCCAGGCCAACUCGGCUUUCAGAAGCUACGCAGAUUAACCGACUUCGGAGCCCGCAAUCGGUUGGGGAGCAGCGGCAAAUGGCCAUUCAGCGAGGUCAGGGACGUGACCUUCAGAGGCAAUAUCAUGGAAUUAUUUUUCCGGAAUGAGGCCUCCUUGAAGCGAGCGGAAGACGAGUUUUCUACUUUGCCAAGACUGCUCCGGUUAGAAGGUGUUCCUAUCAGUAUGGUCCCCAAACUGUACUACAUUCAUGUGGGAGAUGUCAAUUGGACUAAGGAAUGGAUAAGAAACAACGACGACCUUGCUUACGAAUGGAGCCUUUUAACCGACGUGGUGAUUUCCAAAGUCUUUCACAGCCUUUUGGACCUCUACGUCGUUGUGGACAGGCUUUCGGAUGCAAGACAUCUUUGUGAUUGGGCGUUCCCGAUGACCAUUGGAGAUUGGGGUUUUGAAACCUAUAAUAAACCUGUCGAUCCUCGGAGCCUGCUGGACAUCUGUCACAACUGCUGCGAACCCGGCCACUUCGCGAGCCAGUGCCCGAAUUCCGCGAUUUGCUGCAUUUGUUUGGGAAGCCACCCGUGGCUGGAAUGCACUGCCACGGGCUUGGGUUACAAGUGCCCAAAUUGCAUGAAACGCCGAGGAAAUUCACAAGACCCAACUCUCAACAUUGACCAUUGUCCCUGGGGUUCGCAGUGCAAAAAUCCCGAAACAAUGGCAAUGAUGGCGGCGCGUGAAGAGUACAAGAGGAAGCCAAACUGGGGCAAAGGCACGUUUGUCAAUGAUAUUUGGAAACCUGGUAAAUCCACUCGGUUGCCACCACUUGAUCUCGAUGAUAUCGACACUUCCGAUAGCGAUUGUUCCACGGGGUCCCCCAGUCAGCCGAAGCAGCCGCCUAAAAGGGCAUAUCGUGAGGAAGGACAUGCGGGCAAGACUUCUGAUCAGACUCAGCUUCGUCUAAAGAAGAGAUGGCCGCCUGAAUUUGUCCCCAAGUCGAGUGUGGGUUCGGCUACGAUGCUUGAUAUGAACAAAAUGGGAGGCCCUACUACUCCCAUCCAGGUCGAAGAGUCACAAGCCACCCCGGCGCUUAGUAUGGACUCAACGGAAGACGUAACAACGCCCAUCCAAGUCCAGUCGUCGGCCUCUUCGGCGGCCUCUGGUGAAGGAUCCUCGCAGCGAACCGCCAUGGCUGCCGCCUGGGCCAGUCUCAUGCCGUCAACGGCCCGAGGCCCACCGCUCGGUCCGAGGGGGGGUGUCGGCAGCGCGAUACCGGCGAAACGAGGCAGACCUCGUGGAAGGGGUAGAGGCACAGCCUUUAGGCAUUAG
Messenger RNA from Colletotrichum abscissum, 1617 nucleotides. RefSeq lists its product as uncharacterized. The record is from RefSeq and is a predicted model, not a curated record. The coding region runs from base 1 to 1617 and encodes 538 amino acids. NCBI's taxonomy places the organism in Eukaryota, Fungi, Ascomycota, Sordariomycetes, Glomerellales, Glomerellaceae. Gene Ontology annotation, molecular function: nucleic acid binding; zinc ion binding. The transcript is spliced from 2 exons.